AUGGCAGUGCACAAAACAGGCUUUAAUGCGAGCACCGAGGCAACCUUGACUGGGAUUUACCCGCCUGAUGGAUUCGAGGAUGGCGUGCGCUUAAAACCACCACAGAAAGACGGGGUAACAAAGUCAAAUCCCAGCAAGCGGCAUCGAGAGCGAUUAAAUGCCGAACUUGAUACGCUGGCAUCAUUACUUCCUUUCGAGCAAAAUAUCCUCAGUAAGCUGGAUCGACUGAGUAUCCUCAGACUCAGCGUAAGCUACCUCCGCACCAAGAGCUACUUUCAAG
Molecule: messenger RNA, 280 nt
Organism: Temnothorax curvispinosus
Lineage: Eukaryota; Metazoa; Arthropoda; Insecta; Hymenoptera; Formicidae
Product: aryl hydrocarbon receptor repressor-like
Exons: 2
Biological process (GO): regulation of transcription by RNA polymerase II
Cellular component (GO): aryl hydrocarbon receptor complex; nucleus
Molecular function (GO): transcription cis-regulatory region binding; nuclear receptor activity; protein dimerization activity
Source: RefSeq, a predicted model, not a curated record